This is a messenger RNA of Drosophila serrata, 2624 nucleotides long. It is a transcript of the gene vlc, whose product is annotated as disks large-associated protein 2. Gene Ontology annotation, cellular component: glutamatergic synapse; postsynaptic specialization. Gene Ontology annotation, molecular function: molecular adaptor activity. The record is from RefSeq and is a predicted model, not a curated record. Lineage: Eukaryota; Metazoa; Arthropoda; Insecta; Diptera; Drosophilidae. Gene Ontology annotation, biological process: signaling.
ACUAAAAGUAAUUUAUUUGUACUUUUGUAUUGGCUACAAUCUGGCACUUAAUCCAGCUGAAGGACUCGAAUUGGCUGUACUGCACUAGGAACUCUCCCUGCGUUGGCUGCACAAAGUUCUAAUGGAUCGCAGCCAGGAUUCGAUUGGCAGCUGUUCACUUGAUGUAGACGCAGACUCUUCCGACAUAUCAGACACCAGUGGCAGCCUAAACUUUCCCACACCGCUUUCCGUAAAGGAAAUCACCCGCGAGUUCACCGCCAACCUACGGGAGCGCUGUACUCUCCGCUCUUUACAACAAACCACCGCUUACUUAGAUCCCGGUACGGGCCUGGUGCACAUGGUGCUGUCGCCUGCGGCCGUGGAUUCCGUCCAUGUUUUAAAUACCACCAGUGUCGAUGCAUGCCCUGAAAACGCAUCUGGAGCCGCUGCUGUUAGUAUCGAUGUUACCGAGAAAAAACCCAGCUACUUAAACCUGGCUUGCUGCGUCAACGGAUAUUCCAACUUGACAACAUACGACUCCAAAAUCCGUCAGGAUAUCAACAAGUCGCGCGAGGUCUCUCCGAUACGUCCGUCCUGCAGCGGCCUGCAGUACUGCAAGCGGAACAACUCUUUGGCAGCUCCGAUUCUGCAUACCAUGCCGCUUAUAAAACAGCCGUCGCCGGUCAGUAAGCUCCCAUGCGAAGUCAAUGGGAGCAACGGCCACGGCGUGAAAAACGGACCGGACGCUGGUCAUUUGAAUAGCAAUGGAAAGGACGGAGGCACCAGCAGUUUUAUACAACAACGGGUGGAGCGUCUUUACGGUCCAGGCGCCCUAGCCCAGGGCUUUUACAGCCCCAAAAAGCACGGACAAUCUCCAUCAGCGGCAGAAACUCGGACCUCGGCCAGGCAGCAACGAAAAGUGGAGUCCCCGAAGAGCUCGGAGUUGGAGCUGAAAUUUAAACAACUCUCACCCAGCAAGGACUAUGGGGAAUUCCGAAAAAAACUGAACACUUUUUCAACGCAGCGGUUUGUUGAUCCUCCGUCUCUGUCUUCAGAGGAGAGCGGAGAGUUGGACUUGCCCGUGUUCCGGCAUCUUAGCCAUGAGUUUCGAGCCCAGUUGCCCAAAGUUUCACCAAAGAGGGGUGUAACCACUCGUUCCUCUCCUGCUCCUGAGAUGCACCAGAUAAAAGAUGAUAAGAUAAGGCCAGAAGUUGGCCAAAUUGAUGUGGUUGAUCACCAGUCCUUGAAACAGGUCCAACUGGAAGCAGAGGAGCUUAACAGCAAAACCGAAAUUGAGCAUGCUAUCAAGGAUGGCAACUAUUUUCUUAAAUUACUCAAAGACGAACAAAUUCGUCUGUUGGCGCUGGCCGCCAUUGCUGAAAAGUACACUGAUGCCUUGGCUAACAAUCCUGACAUCACGGAAGAUACUUUUGGAUUGCUUCGAUCUGCCUCGGGGAAAGCCAGGCUUUUGGUUUCACAAAAAAUGAAACAGUUUGAGGGUUUAUGCCACAAUAAUGUAAAUCGGUCCCCGGAAGACGAGUUUCCAACAACCACUGACGACCUACAAGGGUUUUGGGACAUGGUUUAUUUGCAGGUGGUGCACUUGGAUUCAAUUUUUGCAGAUAUUGAGCAGCUCAAAGCUAACAAUUGGAAGCAACGCAUAGUUGAACCGUCAGCAGCAGACGCAUUACCCAAUAAAGCGCCACAGAUAAGAUCUGUAACUUUAAAACCCAAAUCAAACACCAAGGCGAGUGUACCUGGAUUGUCAUCCUCGAAGAAUUCGGCUGCAGUAUUUAAAAGAGAUGCCCAAAGGAAGCAGUUGUUGGAAAUGAAACGACAGCGGCGCGAAGCUAUGGCUGCGACGAACAAAACAAAUCAGACUGAUGGCACUCUCGAGCGUACUCAGAUAAUUGGCGAUAGUUCUCUUAACCCUGGUGAUAAAAACUGCAGCUAAAUAGUGUUUACUGCGAGAAGCAACACAUACUAUGCUCUCUAAGUACACACAUCUCUCAAAUUAACUUUCACUCACAAACUAAAACCCGAGACACCCGUACACUCAUACAUAACAAAACCAUACAACAUAUGCCUAGAAAUUCCUAGUUGAAUUAAUCCUUAACUAGUCCCGACUAAAAUGCACAUGCUGGAGCUUGAUUUUCUAAUAGCAUAAAAACAUACCUAUAUCGUGUCACAAAGUGUCACAAGUUUACUAAAAAUGUGCGGUCAAGGAAUCAUUUUUGAUGUCCCCAUCAUGGUAGACGCAAUUUUUCGUACCACCCAAAGCGACAAGCCGAAAAUUGAUUGUAAAGAUUGCCUUAUCUGCGAGAGAUUAUGCUCGUUCAGCAAUUUGCUGUGCACUCAAGUAUCUGAAAUUGUUUAUAAAAUUAUGAUUAUAAAAGACAUUUAUUCUUACAUAUGUAAUACAUUUAAGUAAACAAUAAUAUAAAAAACAAUUGCAUUAACAUUUUUAUAUUUAUUUCUGUAAAAGUAACGAAUCUAAAAUUUAAAAGGAAAUAUACUACUUUUGGUCUGUAAGCACCUGCAUGAACAAAUUUGAUAUUUUUCGUAAACGGUACAGAUGCAAUUACAAAAGCAAAACUCUCACUUAGUUUUAAUUUUUGUAAUAAAUUUUUCCUCACUUAACAAAA